AUGUUGAAGCUUUUGGUUAAUAGAGCAGCUAAUGUUUCAACUUCUCGCAAUCACAAUGGCUUUGCCGCAUUCAGUUUGUCUAGGUGUGUUCAUUCACUACAAUUUGCGACUGUAGAUGCAGAAGAGGUAUCAGGUUCUAGGCCUGCUGAAGUUUUGAACCUGGUGCAAGGUAAAUGGGUAGGAUCUUCAAAUUCGAAUACAGUUGUGGAUCCGUUAAAUGGAGACUCAUUUAUUCAAGUUGCUGAAGUUGACGAAACAGGCAUUCAGCCCUUUGUGGAAAGCUUGUCCAGCUGUCCCAAACAUGGUGUACACAAUCCUUUUAAGGCACCAGAGAGAUAUCUUAUGUAUGGAGACAUAUCUACUAAGGCAGCUCACAUGCUAUCACUUCCUAAGGUUUCAGAUUUCUUUACAAGGUUAAUACAAAGAGUUUCUCCAAAGAGUUACCAGCAGGCUUUUGGAGAAGUCUAUGUGACACAAAAGUUUCUAGAGAAUUUUUGCGGGGAUCAGGUUCGUUUCUUAGCAAGAUCAUUUGCAGUACCCGGAAAUCAUCUUGGACAACAAAGUCAUGGUUUUCGUUGGCCCUAUGGUCCUGUGGCAAUUAUUACUCCUUUUAAUUUUCCCUUAGAGAUUCCUGUUCUUCAAUUGAUGGGUGCACUCUAUAUGGGCAACAAACCAGUCCUUAAAGUUGAUAGCAAGGUGAGCAUUGUCAUGGAACAAAUGUUACGUCUGCUUCACACCUGUGGCUUACCUGUUGAAGAUGUAGACUUCAUAAAUUCUGACGGGAAGACAAUGAACAAACUGUUACUGGAGAUGAUAUUGGAUCAUGAAGUAGUAUUGAAUUUACAGGCAAAUCCACGAAUGACCCUUUUUACUGGUAGUUCAAGAGUGGCUGAGAAGUUAGCCCUUGAUUUGAAGGGCCGUGUUAAAUUGGAAGAUGCUGGAUUUGACUGGAAAAUACUGGGUCCUGAUGUCCAUCAGGAAGAUUACACUGCGUGGGUGUGUGAUCAAGAUGCAUAUGCAUGCAGUGGUCAGAAAUGCUCUGCCCAAUCAUUAUUAUUUAUGCACGAGAACUGGUCUAAAACUUCCUUGCUAUCGAAGUUAAAAGAUCUUGCUGAAAGAAGAAAGUUGACAGACUUGACAAUUGGCCCAGUCCUCACAGUUACGACUGAUUCUAUGCUUGAACAUGUCAAUAAGUUGCUUGAGAUACCAGGAUCAAAGCUGCUCUUCGGAGGUCGACCUUUGGAGGAUCAUUCAAUUCCGUCUAUUUAUGGUGCUAUUAAACCAACAGCUGUUUAUGUUCCUCUUGAGGAAAUUAUGAAGGAUAACAAUUUUGAACUUGUGACAAAAGAAAUAUUCGGACCCUUCCAGGUAUGGGAAGGGAGAAUUAUUACCGAUUACAAAAAUAGUCAACUAUCAGUUGUAUUGGAUGCUUUGGAAAGAAUGCAUAACCAUUUGACAGCUGCUGUAGUUUCGAAUGAUCCUUUAUUUGUGCAGGAAGUCAUUGGCAAGACGGUAAAUGGUACUACUUAUGCUGGUUUAAGAGCAAGGACAACCGGAGCUCCACAGAAUCAUUGGUUUGGACCCGCCGGUGAUCCUAGAGGUGCAGGAAUUGGUACUCCAGAGGCCAUAAAACUUAAUAUCCUUCGAAUUGCGCCUGUGCCUGUAUCAGAGAAACAGCUUCUUUGUAUAUGCAAGGGUAACACAGUGUACAAUGACCCUUUCCCGUAUCUUGCGCGGAGCCUUUGGCGCUGGAAUUUUGGUUACCGUCACAUGACACUGCAGUUGCUAAUCACAAUUUCUGAUCCAUGUGUAGCUUUGACAUCAACAGUUGCUUCAGUAGCCAAUAUGCUGAAUCUUGCAAUUUCAACCAUGACUUUGUUAGAGGUAAUCAAGGAUGCUUCAAUCAAUUCAAAACCGCUUGAUUUACCUUUGGAUUACCCAAUUGUUCUGAACCCAGAUAGUAUCUUACCCAAUUUAAAGCCAAAAGAUAUAGAUGAAUCUUCUUCAUCACUCAUAAAGCCCCUUAUCGGAUGGAAUGUUCCGCCAACUGAUGCUGAGAUCACUGACAUUAACAAAAAGUUCUUUACACAGCUGAAUGCUAAGUUCAUGAACACUAAUAAUUUGGAUAAGGGUGAGUUUAUUAGUAGUUUGAAGUCUUAUCUAGAAAACAUCAGGGACAAAGUAGGGGUUGUGAUUGAGGUCGAUACGUCCAGUAGUGAUUAUAACAGGAUUUUGAUUGAUAAGCUUGGAACAUUCGUGGGUAAAGAUGUUGCUGGCCUGGUAUUGAAUGGGUGUGUAUCUUUGGAGAUUUGGGACGUGAUUGAGGCUUUGAUUGUUAAUGUUACUAUUGAGCAUUCUUGCUAUUCAAACCUGAUUACCAAAUUAGUGGAAAAAAGAGAUGCUUAUGACAGUAUGGUAACUGUGAAGCUGGAGUGGGAGAGCCAAGCAGUGUUAGCCAUUGAGACAGCAAGUGAUAGCAAGCUGAAGACGAAGAAAUUGGUUAUGGCAAAGGAGGCUUCCAUUUUGCUUAUGAUGGCAUAUGAUGGUUUCUCUGCGUCUGAGACUUGUUUGCAUUAUCUGAUUGCUUCAUCCAACAUCAAUGACGUGGUGCUAUCCCCUUCAUUCGGUAAGUUGAAUGGAAAAGAAUUACUAAAUUUGAUUCGCUAUUUAGCCAAAUGGUUGAAGAAAUACCAGAGGUUUCCACAAGCACGACCAUGUCCGAGAGCCUCGUCGGUUUUGAAUUUGAAGGCUUGCGAUUGGGUUCCUAAACUCGAAGAUGUUAUAAAAUAUCUUGGCUUGGUGCUUGAUGAGAAAUUUUCGUCAUUGGUGUUACAUCCAUUGUUUCACGAGGAGCUGAGAUCAAUUGAAGAAAUGGUUAGUUGUUUAACUUCUGAAGCCAAAUUUUGUAACUUAAUGGCUGAUGUAAUCGACAUACUAAAGAUCGAUCGUGAAAAUUUGUAA
Sphenostylis stenocarpa is the source of this 2961-nucleotide messenger RNA. The record is from the annotation of a GenBank genome assembly. NCBI's taxonomy places the organism in Eukaryota, Viridiplantae, Streptophyta, Magnoliopsida, Fabales, Fabaceae.